AUAGGGCUUGUUAUCCACCGUUUUUAAUUGUACGCGCUGUUGGAUAUUACUGGUCAUUCUUCAUGGAUAGUAGCUGGUUCGUUACUCACUUUUAAUGUAUCCUUCACGAAUUUCUUCUUCUUCUCAAAGCAACCAGCAUACAAAAUUUUCUGUUCCGGAAGCUUGUGACAAAAUAAAAGAUGAGCUUCUGGGCCUUCAAACUCAGUACCACAGUUUAAAAUGUGAGUUUGAAAAGGCAGUUCAGGAAAAGUCCGAGUUACAGCGUCACUACCUGCUGUAUUAUGAGAUAACUUAUGGACUUAAUGUCGAAAUGCACAAACAGAUGGAGAUCGCAAAACGACUUAAUGCUAUCUUGGUACAAGUUAUCCCAUUUUUAUCUCAAGAGCAUCAAUCUCAGGUUGCUGCAGCAGUGGACCGCGCAAAGCAAGUUACUCUAUCGGAACUUAGUAGUAUUAUAGGGAUGGAUGAGUCUAAAGGCCCAAAAUUCCUGAACGGUUCUCUUGGAUCCACGUUUGACCAAAUGGACUUUUUUAAGACUAUGCAACAGCAACAAUUACUGAUGAAUUCUGGAUCUGGAGGACUAAAUAGUGGGUUCCCACACAAUCUUAUUCCACCGUCGUUAGGGCAGUUACCAUCCGAUAAUUCCGUCCUACCCAUAAGUGGCUCCAGAGGAGGAGCUCAAUCCACUCCAUCUUUAACUAGCCUAAGUGGGCUCAAUGCACCUCCGUGCACUGGAAUUAACAGUUUGAGUAGUGGACUCCCAGCUCUAAAUAACAAUACUGCUAACAAUUUGCUUUUACCUCCCAAUCCAUUUCUACCACAAAUGACCAGUUCAGUUACACCUCCAACUACAAAUACUAAUCCUGUGGGGAAUCCUAGCAUUUCUGGCAUUCAGUCAUCCCUUUCUGGUAUCCCAGGUCCUAAUAAUCCGGCUUUCUUUUCUGGUCUUGCCCAAUCUCAUCCGGCAGUUGCAGCAGCAAUGGCUGCAGUAGCUGCUGCAGGCUUCCCUCCUGGUAACACAAAUCCUACUAUGAAUCAGUUAUCCAGUGGCCUACUUAACAACAAUAGUCAUCCUUAUUCUCAAAUUCCUGCUCAUAUUAACAAUAUAUCAACUUCAUUUCCUCCUGGAACCAGCAAUAGUCUAACGGGUGCUUCAUUGCCAUCAUCUAUAUCUUCGAAUGCAUCUUUGGCGACCUCAUCUUAUCAUGGUCCUUCUGCUUCUGGAGCACAUACACCGUUCUCACCCACCUCUACUUCUCUCUCUAACCCUAAUGCUCCAAGAUCAUUAAUGUUCCCAAUGGAUGGAGUGACUGGUCAACCACCAUUUCCCCCUAUGAUAUCUCCAGCUGCACUAUCUGCCAUUAUUAGUGACAAGAAUUUAGAUGAAAAACAAAGAACAGCAGCUGCUGCGGCAAUGGCUGCAGCGAUGGCCGCUGCUGCCGCUGCCUCACAAGGUGGCCCACCAGGAGCUUUUGGUCUACCGUUAAACUUCGGGUCUAAUAGUCUGUCAGGGUCUUCACCAAUGGAUGCGCAUAAUUUAAUGGCUACAAUGGCUAGUUUUGCUGCUGCUCAAUCUGCUGCAGCAGUAGGCAUGAAUCCAGAUAUACAUGAUGGACUUAAUUCAAGCCUUCCUUUAUCGUCUGGACUUUUCGGUGGUUUACAUCCAGAUAUAUCUGGUUUUGGUCCAAAUAAUCUAUUACCUCCAUCAUCAUCUAUAUCAUCAACAUUUCCUAACCCAGGUUCUGUUUUACCACCAUCAAAAAGUUCAACACCUGUACCCAGUGUUAAUUCUUGUCCAAGUCGUCAACGUGCAAAUUCUCGAUCUCCAGCUUUGCUUGAUAUACAUUCAAAUGCACCUCCAGAUGAGAAACGUCGUAAAACUGAAAGAGUUCGUGUUAAAAGCUCAAAUUCUUCCGGUCGGCGUACUCCAUCAACAAAGCAUAAUGGGAAUAGUAAUAGCAGUAAUGGUGGACCGAAUUCUUCUGUUUACAAAAAUCAUUCUACUGGUAACGGCUUAACUCUAUCACAUCUUGAUAGUAAUAAUCAGAAUCAUAACACCACAACGAAUAACAAUGCACAACGAGAUCAUUCACUUGACUUAGAUCACAAAGAAUUUGAUGAAAAUCCACCGCCACUAUUAAGUGGUGGUUCUGGUAGUGGUACACCAAGUUGUACUACAUCACCACAAAAUCAACAAUCGCAUACAACUUGUAGUGACCCCCCACCGCCUCCUGCUCCUCCUUUGACUGGAACAUUUCAUAAUAAACAACAUACUACUACAUCCAAUGUUAAAUCUUCGUUAUCACCUGUAGUUGCUGGCACUACAAACGUAUCGAAUUCAUGCAGAAUAGGUUCAAUUUCAUCUCUGGCAGGAGGUGAAUUAUCAGUACCUAGUCCUUUGUCUUCAAUGGGUGCUGGUGGUGGUGUCAAUCUCCCUGGUGUUGGUGCUGUUUCUCUUUCUCCACCUAAUCUUACUUCUGACGCAUUGACACCAAACUCAGAUGGUCAUUCAGUUUCGUCUACACAACAAAAUCCUCCUUCAGUACCACUAUCAACAACAAUAACAACAUCGUCAUCAUCGACGGUAAGUAGUUUUUUUAUUGAGAAUACAGUACCUACUGUUAAAGCCAUGGUUAAAUUCCUCUUUCUUACUUUCUUGAUGUAGAUUUCCCAAAAAGUACUGCUGUUAUUGUUGUAACUGUUUUUACAACAUGAAGUUAAUUUAUUUAUAAUAGCAUUCCAUUUUUGAGUAGUCUUUAUACAGAAUGUUGAUAUCUGGUAUAGUGUUUAUAUUUUUGUUUCGAGACAUCACUGUUCCGUUCACUAUUUUCAACUUUUGUCUUUAAAACCUGUGAAAGUUAGCCUGCAAUGCAACAUCUGUGAAAUUAUGCUAAUUUUCACAAGUUUGUAGUUCAUACCAGGGAUUUAUCUUAGUUAGAUAACAAUCGAAAAACAGGAAGCGCUGGAUAGCUAUUUAUUGCUAGUGUAAUACCGUGCUUCGCUAAUCGUUCACCUCGAUAACCGUUAUAAUACAAAUCUUACCGGUGCAUAAAAUCAGAAGGCAAAGAGAAGCGGCAGCUACAGUUUAUUGUCAAAUAACGCCGGCCAGAAAGCUAUAAGUGCAUGAGUAAAUACCAGCGAGCAAAGCAAAAUGGCACGCACUGGAGAUGGCUUGUAAGCCAACUCGCUUUAGUCAAGAGUUAAUCAAUAUUUAACUGAGAUAAAAAUAAAUGACAGGCAUGUGACAAAUAGGAUAAAAAGUGUAUACACACAUACGCUCAUAUAAAAAAAUAGUCAGGAUUAAUAAUUGAAUAAUUAACAAGGUCAAAACAUGACUCAUGAUGGAUAGGUGAAUUGGCUUGUCCAGAAGCUAAAAAUAAGGUAUACGGGCUUAACAUAACAACGGACACUACACUAGUAUGGGAUUCCCCAGCAGUACACAUCCACAUCCCCACCUGUGAUUGGACCACAGCCUUCAAUUUUCCCGACUAGCACUUAACCUUUAGACUGUUGGGUCGGCAUCCAGUGCUUUAUAUUCAUACCUUCAGCCACUUCUCUAUAUUUCACAACCAUCUUCCAAUAAUAUCAGUGGAUAACUGCCUCACAUCAAAUAUAAUGGGAUUUCACUGCUCACGACUUUACUAGAACUGGACUACCUCCUGAAAACAGUCACUACUGUCCACACGGUUAUUAUUACUAUAGAGAGUUUGUGAAAAUUGGUAAUGUAAAUUAGAAGAGUCAGCAAUCAUUGCCAUCUCCCUAUACUGAUUUUUACAAUUCUGUGUUUCACGAUCUUGUUAUUGAAGAUAUAGUAGGGUGCCGAACCAAGUAGUAUGUUCUGCUUGUUCAAGUCGUUAACUCAGAAAUCUCUAUGUCAUCGUUAAAUCCCUUCUAUCUUUUGUUGUUAGACUUCAUAUUCAUCCAUUUUACACUUAAUUUAUUUUGGAAGCUUGGAUCGUGUCAUUAUCCCCCUACAAUAGGAUUGUGAUUCUAAGUACAUAAACGUGGUAGACUUAGUUAUAGAGUUGCUUCAUAAAUUACAUUUAUUUCAUAGAAUCGUCAUGGCAUUUGAAUUUGAUCAAUAUUUUUGUUUAUUUUAGAUUAUGGGAUAAGAAUCAUUGGUCUGUAAUAGAUACAGUUGUUGACUAAAUUCUGUCAAGAUAAAUGUCUUACUGUUUCUAAAGUUAUUGUAUAAACUAUUUCAUGUAGUCAUUAUCUUUAGAUAAUUAUGAACUAUGUAGAUAACUAUAUAUCGUUGAAAUUGUCUUUCUGCAAGCCUAUAUUAUGUCCAUUGAUUAGUCAAUAUGUGAUUGAACAUUACUUUGUGUACGCAUUAUCCUUUCACUUUUUAUUCAUUUUAAUAAUCUGCAACGUGUAAAAGAUGCCUUCAUAUCUAAUAAAAAGGAAAACCUUAAUUUGCAUAAAUAUUUCUACAACUAGUGGGACCACAUCUAAUGAGGCUUAUGAUUCUAUACUUUGUUUAUUAUUAUUCGCUAUGGUUGUGCUUAAUAGAUUCGAUAGCUGUGAAUGAUUCUUCCUUCAUAUUCUUCUGAUAAAGAAUAGCAUUAGGUUACAAACAGUCAGUCAGUCAGUCACAACGUAGAACUUCGUACGUACGUACAUCAGUUCGAGUUGCCAUAAGGCUGCUGCUACCUUGACGUGGUGGUCGGGCUUGCCUAUCGUGAUGAUCCAAUCGAGCUAUGCUGGCUGGAACAAUCGUUCCUCAAGGUCCUACCAUGCCAGACAGGUCGGUUGAAGAGCGGUGAGACUAAAAGCAGCAAUCCCAAGGUCCGAAGGCGAAGUCGUACUGCUGACUGUACAGAAGUGUGAAAGCAGUAAGGUGUUUCCUUCAGACAACCAGCAUGACAGCGAUGCUGCCUUCCCACAAGGAGGGGUGGGGUUAGAAAAAGUCGACCCUAAAAAUGCACACCUCGCCUUAUCCCAUGGAUUUCCGUCUCCGGCGGUAAGGACUUUUGAAGAACGGAGCUAACAUGUCAAAAAUCCCCCACAAAAAGGCCGUGCGUGACCGGCCUCAAGCACUUGUCCCUUGGGUACUGCGGUCACGCUCCCAGGUCGUUAAGACCAAUACUAAUCCAACUUCUUUUUCAGGUCCCUCAAGAAAUACCCUUCCACGGUGUGGGCAGCCGGGAAGUGAUAAAUGCCCUCAUACCCGUAACAGCACACGAGACCAAAUUGGUCAAUUUCAAAUCUUUCCUACACCACCUAACAACUCUCUUAUCUCCACGACUAACCCCUUCCCACAUCCUUUUAUCACCUCGCACCGCUAGGGCAAACGAUUUGGGUACACAGAACGUUAUUCCUGGUCUCCUGAAACCACGCUCUAAACUACAUAUAGGUUACAAACAAAAUCCUUGAGAAUAUAUUUCCCCACUUGUAAAUUCAUCAACAUACAAACACUUAUAUUAACUUAUCUGCUUAUAUUUGUAUUUUCACAUACUGUCACCCCAUAUACAUACUCUCAUGCCAUAUCAUUUAAAACAAACAAACAAACAAACGUAAAAGGACUCUAACAUCUACCACCAUCAUGAAGU
Schistosoma rodhaini is the source of this 5552-nucleotide messenger RNA. NCBI's taxonomy places the organism in Eukaryota, Metazoa, Platyhelminthes, Trematoda, Strigeidida, Schistosomatidae. The record is from the annotation of a GenBank genome assembly.